CAUUCAUUACCACCGCUCAUCUCCAACGGAGAAUAACAUUAUUAUGGGCAAGAUGAUUAUAAUAUUCGUGGCAAUGGCUCUGGUCGGCGUUAUGGCUGAGCCACCACCCAGUAGCCAAUACCUGCCAGCAGAGCUUCAGAACGCCCCGUCUCAGCCCUCAAACCGAUAUGGUACACCGGCCGAAUUUGGUAGAGCUGCACCAUCCAACCAAUAUGGAGCCCCAUCCAACGAAUAUGGAGUCCCUAGCCAGUACGAAAAUGAAAAUAAAUUGUCUGCUCAAUUUGGUGCUUCUUCUGUUUCUGGUAGAUUCGGCGGCGCAAAUACGCAUAAUAACCAACACGGCACUCCUGAUUUAUCUACCCAAGCUCUAAUACGUACCAGUCAAUACAGCGCAGGUUCAAGCAGAUUUGGUGGUGCCAGAACACCUUCAAGCCAGUACGGAGUUCCUUCGACAUCCAAUCGACUUAUUUCCGACCGAUCUGGCAUUCCAAGUGCUUCAAGGAGCGCUGCUGGUGCUCAAUUCGUCGUUUCUGCUGCACCAGGCCGUGUUGGUGGGGUCAGCUCUCUGUCGACCCAGUAUGGUGCCCCUGUAUCCUUUGUCCGCUCUGGUGGCUCUAGCUCGUUGUCAUCAAACAACUUCAAUGGUGUCGGCUCUCUGACAAGUCAAUAUGGCGCACCUGCUGUUUCUAGUCGCUUUGGUGGCGCCAACUCGUUGCCAUCCAGUCGCUUUGGUAGCUCGAGGUCUCUACCCAAUCAAUUCGAUGCUUCCAGCCGCUUUGGUAGUGCUAGCUUCUCUUCAUCUCAGUUCGGAGGUUCUGGUUCUUCAAGCCGAUUUGGAGGUGCUGGCUCCACUUCAUCUCAGUUCGGAGGUUCUGGUUCUUCAAGCCGAUUUGGAGGUUCUAGCUCCCUGUCCACGCAGUAUGGUGCUCCAUCAGCCUCUAGCAGACUCAACGCCCCGACCUCACAAUACGCUCCUGGAGGUGGAUACGCUGCCUCGAGGGGAGGAUACAAUGCCCAGGAGGAUGACAUGGCCGAACCGGCCAACUACGAGUUCUCUUACGAAGUCCAGGACGCCGAGUCCGGGAGUGAAUUUAGCCAGGAGGAAAAUCGCCAGGACGAAAGUGCCCAAGGCUCUUACCGCGUCCUGCUACCAGACGGUCGCCUGCAGAUCGUGGAAUACGAGGCAGAUCAGGAGGGAUACAGGCCACAUAUCCGCUACGAGGAAACUGGAGCUGGAUACCCCAGUGGGCCUCAACAGAGGGCGCAAGGACCUAACCAUGGACCUUACUAAAUCUUUAACUAUUAAGUGAUACUUUAAUGACAAUUCAACUUUAAAGCAAAUUUUACAUAUAUAUGCAAUAAAUAUGUUAUUAUCAUAUACACCACAAAGAGAAGAAAUUUUGUGUAUAAUUUGUCGUUUCUCAAUAAAGUAUAUUUAUUGAA
Molecule: messenger RNA, 1443 nt
Organism: Zootermopsis nevadensis
Lineage: Eukaryota; Metazoa; Arthropoda; Insecta; Blattodea; Termopsidae
Cellular component (GO): extracellular matrix
Source: RefSeq, a predicted model, not a curated record